AUGAUUUUUUCAGAGGGGUGGGCCCGUUUGGAUGCAUUGGUUGAAGAAGCAUGCAACCCAAGCAGAAAAGAAAAAUUAUCCAGUGAAGACGUGGUUCGUGUAAAAAAAUACGUCAAAGAAAUUGCUCCUUCGUACGUGUACACUCGCGAAAUAUCAGUUAAAGAACCUUUCACUGAGAACGUUCGUAAAGCGAUGACAGAAAAUGUUAAAAAGUCAGCAUGUACAAGCUUGUUGGGUAAGGAUGAUAAUAAACUUGAUAGAAAGAAUGGAGAAUUUGUCAGAGGAGAUCAACAAAUCUUCAACUUUGCAAGAUAUGAAGUAUUAAAAAAUGCUUCGACUAAAAGGCCGGCGAUACUGAAUGAAACUUUAGCAUCUUAUAUGAGAUCCAUUGGCCACAUUAAAUGUGGUAGUGUUAGUGGAACAUGCUUCCUUGUCACAGACGUGCUGGUGAUAACCAACUAUCAUGUUUACAGGAUGAUAGAAAAAGAAAGAAACAAACCAGGAAAUUCCAGCAUACCCAUCACCGUUUUGUUUGAUUAUUUCUACGCCAAACAAAUGGAAAAUGUUGUGGAAAUUGAAGUUGAUGAAGAACAGGAUCCAAAGCUUGGGAAUCCAUACGUGGAUUACAAAUUCUUUCGUUUGAAGCAAAACGAAGGUAUUAGAGAUCGUAUUCCACUUGGUCCCAUGGUUAGAAACUGGCAACUAUCAGAUGGUCGAGUUGUUAUUCUUGGUCAUCCGGAAGGAAAGGAAAUGCAGGACGAAGUCUGUGUUGUUGUCGGCUAUCGUGCGAUGCAGGAGAGAAUAAGGGAAAGACAUGAACAGUGUAACGGCGUACACAUGACCAAUGCGCAAUUAUUACACAACACUGAAGACUUCCAAGGUUUUCUGUCAUACGACACAACGUUUUUCGCGGGGGGUAGUGGUUCUCCUGUUUUUGAAAUAAACGGAAACAUCGUCGCCAUGCAUACACAGGGAUACCUUCUGGAAAGAGAAGUAGCAAACAUUCCCAGUCAGCAAGAAAAUGUUACAAAUCAGCAGCCAGAAAGCCUUACAUAUCACGAGCAAGAAAAUAUUUCGAAUCAGAAGCAACAAAAUGUUCCAAAUCAGGAGCAAGAAACUGUUCCGAAUCAGUUGGAAAACGUUCCGAAUCAAGAGCAACAAAGUGUUUCCAGACAAGGAAAGUCAAGAACAUAUUCGUUGAUGGAGUUCGGCGUCCAGUUUGUUUCAAUCUGUAGAGACAUGGCAAAUUUUUAUGGCAGAGAUGUUGUUCAAAAAAUUUUUCCAAAUUAUAAGUUGAAGCCAGGUGAAGAGGCAAUGGACGCAACCUAG
Molecule: messenger RNA, 1329 nt
Organism: Paramuricea clavata
Lineage: Eukaryota; Metazoa; Cnidaria; Anthozoa; Malacalcyonacea; Plexauridae
Source: the annotation of a GenBank genome assembly